AUUGUUCAAGUAAUUCUGGAUCAAGCUUCAGCGCUACAACGUUUACUCCAGGCUCAUCUCUCCGAGGAGAAUUCAUGGUGCCUUCGGGUUGUGGCCGGGCCCCCACACCGUCAUCGGCCGCGCGCGUGGAGAAGGCGUUUGUACGGCUCGCACAGCUGCAGCGAAGAACCAGAGAACAUGCAUCCUCGCAGUGUGUACAAGGGCGUACUCUGGCUCAUCGGCUACCACGAGGAGUACGAGUUGGAGGAGCAAGCCAUCAGGGAAAGGACGGAGCGCGAAAUUAGCCAUUUCAGCGCGGCAUGGUUGCAGUCGAACGUUCACCUGUUGUUUGUGGCCACGCUAUGCGUGCGGAUUGGCUCCAUGCAGGGCGUGUGGAUGUGUGCUGUCUCCCGCGGCAAGCGGGGCAAAAUCACACUUGGCGAGCAAGUCACCGUUGAAGUUCCGCUUGCAGAAUUAUUCCGCGGGCAUAUGAUGGAACUCUUCACGGCCGCGUUCAACAUCUAAGUGCUCAUUGCCGAUUGUUUUUUUUUGACGG
Prorocentrum cordatum is the source of this 535-nucleotide messenger RNA. NCBI's taxonomy places the organism in Eukaryota, Dinophyceae, Prorocentrales, Prorocentraceae. The record is from the annotation of a GenBank genome assembly.